AAUAAUCUAGUUUCUAACAGCAGGUGAACAGGUUCUCUUCAUUAAAAAAAAAAAACAGCUAGCUAACCGAGUCUGUGUGCAGUUUGCUCGACAGUUAGCUAGUCUUCUAAGCUGGAAUUAAACGGAAUAUGUCCCAGUGGAUAUGCUGUAAUUCGUGCUUUAAGUCUCCAGGACCGGAUAUCCACCUGGCUCUGACAAAUUGUGGUCAUAUUAUCUGCAACAUAUGCUUUCAAAAAGGAAAAGAAGGCGAGUGUCUGAUCUGCAAAGCAAAAUGUCAGCUGUCUCUGCUCUCAGAUAAAAGCAGCGCAGAGGUCAGAGCACUCUUCUCAGAUAUCAGCACUACUGCAGUUAAAUACUUCUCAGAGAUAAGCAAGGUCUUGCAGUUCCAGGCAAGACACCAGAAAAGGUUACUAGCCCACUAUCAGGAGAAGAGUGAAAAAAUGAGGGAGGCUUUACUCAAAAUGCAGCAAGAAAUGAAACAAAUGUCAAAAAAAAUUACAGAGCAGAAGGCCUACAUAUCAAAGUUAGAAGUAGCUCUUCAGCAGCAAAGUUCCAGAGUGGGAUUACAGUCUAACAGGGAUUUGCACGCCUCCAAUUGUUUCAAACCAGGGUACUCGUCAUCGCCAACUUCAUCAGCUCCCUCAGUGACAAAAAUCCCCUACUCCUCUCCAGUGUGUCUGUCUCGCCAACCAUCCACCGCAAGCCUAACUGAAAACAUGGACAUUGACAGCAGGGCUUUUUCCAUUAAACCCUCAAUGUCUGGAAGCGUUUCCAGACUUUGUCUCAUCAGCCCACCACAAGAUGGUCGGAUAGGUACCAUUCCCCACAGAACAGCAAGUCAGAGCACUAUGGGUAGCCACUCAGUACAAAGUGCCAGUGUCAGUAGAGUACUUUCCAGUAGCCUGAGGGAACCCAUGUUGGCCUCCUCCAAUAACACACUGUAUUGCAGAGAAACGCCGUGGGAAACGCCGGUAUUCAAAAUGCCCCCAACUUACAAAUACCCCUCCAUGUCCUCUCUGGGACCUCCACCCUGAUAUAUUAUAGCAACGAUCUUAAAAUAUCACCAGUGGCUAAAGAACAAGGGGGCUAUUCUUGUACAGCUUUACUAUGAUGCUACCCUGGAAACACAACAGAUUAAUUCGAAGACAAGGUCUUGUGUUCAGCCAUCUGCAAGAGGACAAGAAUAUACAUAUGCAUGCCUACUCAUAACAACUGUAGCAAUUUGUAGCUUCCCCUGUGCUCACACCACAAUAGUUUUAUAUUAACUAGGGCUUCAGGGCUUCAGGGUAUGAUAUAAUAGCCUUUAUGUGUUGUGCUUUUUUCCGUUAAAUAUCUGUGUUUGCAGUAAUCAAUCACAGAUGUGGCAUGAGUGGGCUGUGAUUGUGGAUUUUAAUAUGCUGUUGUAUGAUUCAUUGCAUGUCAGCUGCACCUGUGAAUCUGCACAGAGAGCGUGUUUUAUUCUCCAAACUCGUAAAUACCAUAUCACUGAAUUGUUUGAACCUGGUUUUGCAUUGAUGAUUUGGUAUAUUAAAGUGAUUGCUUUGA
Molecule: messenger RNA, 1545 nt
Organism: Pangasianodon hypophthalmus (striped catfish)
Lineage: Eukaryota; Metazoa; Chordata; Actinopteri; Siluriformes; Pangasiidae
Product: probable E3 SUMO-protein ligase RNF212
Exons: 13
Coding region: 129-1034 (301 amino acids)
Biological process (GO): homologous chromosome pairing at meiosis; protein sumoylation; reciprocal meiotic recombination
Cellular component (GO): synaptonemal complex
Molecular function (GO): SUMO transferase activity
Source: RefSeq, a predicted model, not a curated record